Messenger RNA from Staurois parvus, 1785 nucleotides. The record is from the annotation of a GenBank genome assembly. Lineage: Eukaryota; Metazoa; Chordata; Amphibia; Anura; Ranidae.
UGGUUUUACGACGCAAAAUCAAAACGUCACCGAGAGAAAAUUCAUGGAGCCGACCUGGUCAGAGCAUCGAUUAGGAAAAGGAAAAAACCAGCCACAAUAGAGUUGUAUGGGGUCAUGGAAGCACCAGAUGAAGCCGAGGAAGAUGUAAUGGUUGAACAACAGGAGGGGAAUCAGAGUUCAAUAAAAGUGGACUUCACACCCCCAGAAAAAGAAAAAGAUAACUUGAGGAAUGGAACUUUGUCCCCUCCAAAGGCAAGACAAAAUCCAUUCAAUUCUGAAGGCUUGCAAGAUGACAUAGACUACAAUAAUGAAGCUCCAAGCACGAAUCCUGAAAAUGUUCAAAUGAAUGGGACUGAAAAGCCUAAAUCUGGCGAAGAGCCUCUUUAUGCCGUUGUGAAAAAGACUCCAGCAGCCUCCUCUCCAAGUAAAGAAUCAGAUAAGAAGCCAGAGGUUGGAUCUCCUGAAGUUUCAAACUCAAAGCCAGGUAUGGACGAAUCUCACCCCAUAUUGAGGGCAUUGAAAAGGAGCGAAGCUAAAAUGCUCAACUCCAAAGCUGUACAGGAGGUGUCCCCCACACGUACAAAUCAAUUAAAUUCAAGCAGUCCAACAGAAGAUAUACCAGUGAACUCCUUUCCACAAAAUGCUGAAACGCUAAAACGGCUGAGCCAGUCUGUGCCCGCUUUCAUUCAUGAUGACACUGAUGGCAGGGAUACAGACUCGGCAUCAGAAAGCAGUUUUCAGAUUGGCAGACACAAGAAGAGCCCCAGCUCUCUAACCAAUCUUAGCGGCUCCUCUGGCAUGGCGUCAAUGUCCUCUGUAAGUGGAAGCGUCAUGAGUAUCUACAGUGGAGAUUUCGGCAACGUUGACAUUAAAGGUGGCAUCGAAUUUUCAAUUGACUAUGUGGAGCCGCUGAAGGAGUUCCUGAUUUACAUUUACCAGUGCAGGGAACUGGCAGCAGCUGAAGCGAAGAAGCAGCGUUCUGAUCCCUAUGUGAAGGCCUAUUUGCUCCCAGAAAAGGCAAAGAUGGGUAAACGAAAAACUGCUGUAAAGAAGAAGACGGUGAACCCUGUUUACAAUGAAAUACUGAGGUAUAAGAUUCCCAAGCAGUCUCUUCUGGCACAAACUCUGAACUUGUCGGUGUGGCACCAUGAUGCACUGGGCCGGAACAGUUUCCUGGGAGAAGUUAACUUGAAUUUAGGGACUUGGGACUGGAAUACACAGAGGAAAUGGUAUCAGCUGGAACCACGUACCCCAGCUGCUGGUAUUGGGCUGGAGAACAGAGGAGAGAUAAAGAUGUCUUUGAAAUAUGUUCCGAUGUCACCCUCCGGACCAGGGACAAAGCAAAGCCCAACUGGGGAGGUCUACAUCUGGAUCAAGGAGUGUCUGCAGCUGCCUAUGCUGCGGGAGAACAAGAUCAACUCCUUUGUUAAAUGCACGGUACUUCCUGACACAAGCAGGAAAAGUCGUCAGAAAACACGCACGGUGGACAAGACACCUAAUCCAAUUUUCAACCACACAAUGGUUUAUGAUGGCUUCAAGGAAGAAGACCUGAGAGAGGCUUGUGUGGAGCUCACCGUGUGGGACCAUAACAAGCUGUCAAAUCACUUUUUAGGAGGCUUAAGAAUUGGCCUGGGAACAGGGAAAAGUUAUGGAACAGCUGUAGACUGGAUGGACUCCACCGAUGAAGAAUCGACAAUGUGGGAGAAGAUGAUGGCCUCACCUAAUACAUGGGUUGAUGGCAUACUGCCACUGCGAAUGUUCAAGAUGGCCAAGCUUGCAAAAUAA